Drosophila arizonae is the source of this 2691-nucleotide messenger RNA. It is a transcript of the gene Rgk2, whose product is annotated as Rad, Gem/Kir family member 2. Gene Ontology annotation, cellular component: plasma membrane. Gene Ontology annotation, molecular function: calcium channel regulator activity; GTP binding; GTPase activity. Lineage: Eukaryota; Metazoa; Arthropoda; Insecta; Diptera; Drosophilidae. The record is from RefSeq and is a predicted model, not a curated record.
AAAAAAGAAAAACACAAAACGAAAAAUAAGUGUACAAACUGUUGCUGCAGACAAUUAGCGAACAAAAAGUGAAGUUCAAAAGUGAAAAAGUUGCAGGAAAUUUUCGCGCAUCGUAAAUCAAAAUAAUGCAGCAUCAGCAUCUGGAGCAUUAAACCUACUCGACCGUCCGCCCAGUCCCCGGUCGUCGGUCCCCGCCAGUAUUUGGUCAACAUGGCACAGCAGCAGCACAGCUGGGAUGGUGGCGAUGCGUCCUCCAACUAUGGCACACACGGACACCCACACACACAGACAAACGCCCACGGCCACGCCCACGCGCACGGCCAUGGCGGGCACAAGACGCCAGCGCGUGCUGCGAGCAAUCCGCUGCCCUACAAAGGCGCCACGCCUAAGUCGCCCAGAAGCUACUACGCGGCGCCGCCCUCCGUCUAUGCCACGCCCACGCAGUCGAGCAGCAGCUAUGGCUAUGGCAACUACGAUCAGCCGCCGCGCAGUCCGAAAAUAACGACGACCUAUGCCAACGACAGCUGCGACGAGGCCAGCAGCUCGACGCCCUCGUCCUACUAUCAGACGCCCCCGUCGGGCUCCGUUGACGACUCCGUCUCGCUGCUGACCCACAGCCCCAAGUCGCCGUGCAAAUUCGUCUUCGACGCAGUCAGCCCAGCUGGCGGCAUGGAUCAAGCAGCGCUGGGCAAGAAAUUCGAGUACUAUGAGCCCAUCUCCCCGGACGACGGCUCGCUCUACUAUGAGCCGCCCAGCUCUCCCAGGCGCCAGGGCUCCAAGAAGCUGAUUCGUGGCCACGCGACGCAGCUGGAGCAGGUGCCGCAGCUAACCACAACCGGUGUGGCCGGCAAGCGACGGCGCGACGAGUGGGAGCUGCCCAUCAUAACGAAGGUCGAUGCGCGAUCCCUGAGUGCAGCAGCAGCUGCAGCAGUAGGGGGCGGAGGGAGUGGGGGCGGAACAGGAACUGGAUCAUCUGGCGGUUACUCCACACCCGGAUACUAUGGCCUAAAGCGAGACUCCUGCGUCACGGAAUGCACUCAGCUGUCCAACGAGUCGGGUGAGACGGCGACCCAGCACACGACCACCACCACCACGAGCUUCAGCUACACGGACACGGAUGGUCAGCCACAAGAGCAGCCGCAGCAGCAGCAGCAGCAGCGYCGCCAGCGUCGGCAUGCCAUCAACAUCACCUCGAAUCCUGGCUACCAGGUGCUCCACAGCUCCCACUCCACCUUGGAUCGCACCUGCUCGGACAGCGUUGUGUCGCUGCGCUAUCGCAAGUCGACCAGCGACUUGACCCAGGACGCCGAGCACGAGCUGAGCGGUUGCAAGCCAUCCAAGCCCAAGCGAGAUGCCGUCGAGUACAAGCCAAGACGCCGUGGCAGCUCCAAGGGCGGCCUGGCCUACCUGGCCAGUCGUCGCAGCUCGCGCGAGUCCAUGAAGAGCGCCUGCUCGAAUGCUUCCAUAUUCUCGAACGAUGACAUCGGUCCGUUGGCCUUCCAGAGCUCCAAUCGUGGGCGACAGCGACGCACGUCCAACUUUUUGGAGCUACCAGUUCCGGAUCAUGUACGCCCACGCGUCUGUUCGUUGCCCGAGCGUCCGUACAAUCCACGGGCAAGCGACGAUCUCUAUCGGCUGCGCCACUUCUCUAUCAGCAAAGGCAACGUGGUCAACUGUGGGGAUUCGAUCAUAUCGCGACGAUCGCGCAGCAACACAAGCGUCAAUUCGACGAAUAGUCGCGCCAGUGAACGAUCACCCUUCGAGGGCAGCUGCUGUGGUGCGGGCUAUGCGAAUGUGGACUCGCUGCCCGCCUCGCCCGAUGAUUCGGAGAGCAUGGAUCCGCCGCCCCCGGCACGAUAUCGGGUCGUAAUGCUGGGCGAUGCGGGCGUGGGCAAAACGGCGUUGGUCAAUCAGUUCAUGACAUCGGAGUACAUGCACACGUACGAUGCAAGUCUGGUUUUAGACGAUGAGUUCGGCGAGAAGACGGUCAGUGUCUUGCUGGACGACGAGGAGUCCGACAUGGUCUUCAUCGACCAUCCCAGCGUUGAGAUGAGCGUCGAGAACUCCCUAUCCACCUACGAGCCGCACGGCUGCGUCGUGGUCUUCUCUGUGGUGGACAAAGGCUCGUUUCGCAUCGCCGAGGAGAUUAUCAACUAUCUGUGGCAAGAGAAUUACACCAAGGACAAGGCAGUCAUACUUGUGGGCAAUAAAGCGGACUUGGCGCGCGCAAGGCUUAUCACGUCACAGGAGGGAAAAACGCUGGCUGCCUCACGCGAUGCCAAAUUUAUUGAGACCUCCAGCGGCAUACAACACAAUGUCGAUGAGCUGCUCGUCGGGAUACUGAAACAGAUGCGGCUCAAGGAGACGCGCGAGAAGAAGGCUACCUCAUCGAAGAUGAAGACCUCACGCACUCACAUCUCGCUGCAUCUGGCCAAGGAAAUACUGCAAAAAAUUUGCCUUAGCGAUAUUUCCAAGUCGAAAAGCUGUGAAAAUCUUCACGUGCUGUAAACAAUGCAAAAAAAUGGAGCAAGCAAAACAAAGCAAAAAUUACCCCAAAGCAAACAUAGCAGAAAUCAAUAGCCAAAAGAGAAUGGAGAAAGAAAUAUAAGUAAAAAAAAAAAAAGCAAACAAAAAGAAAACAGCUAAACAAAGAUUAUUUUGCUAGCAUUUUAAAGCCAUAUAAAUUCCAUA